This is a messenger RNA of Zonotrichia leucophrys gambelii, 945 nucleotides long. Its product is annotated as atypical chemokine receptor 1-like. Gene Ontology annotation, cellular component: membrane. The coding region runs from base 1 to 945 and encodes 314 amino acids. Lineage: Eukaryota; Metazoa; Chordata; Aves; Passeriformes; Passerellidae. Gene Ontology annotation, biological process: inflammatory response; chemokine-mediated signaling pathway. The transcript has 2 exons. Gene Ontology annotation, molecular function: chemokine binding. The record is from RefSeq and is a predicted model, not a curated record.
AUGGGCAACUGUGUCCCCGUGACCCCCGGCAUCCUGGACACCGCGGGCUCCCUGGACCUGGAGGAAAUCAUGGGCGACUUCUCCUACGACGACAGCACUUUCAGCAACGACACCCUCCCGGAUUACGACGCCGCGCCGUGUCACAACCACUUCUGUCCCCUCUUCCAGCGCGUUGCCCCCCCUUUCCUGGCCGCCACCAGCGUCGCGGCCGCGCUGGCCACCGGCGCCUUGCUGGUGGCCCUGGCCAAGCGUCCCCAAGCGUGGCGGUGGCCGCAGAGCCGGGCGCUGGUGGCGCAGCUGGCGCUGGGCACGGCGCUGUUCGCGGCGCUGCUGCCCGCGCUGGCGGCGGGCGUGGCGCGGGGUUGGCACCUUGGCACGGGGCUGUGCCGCCUCACGCACCUCCUGUGGCACUGGAGCGUCUUCGCCCAGGCGCUGCUGGUGGCCAGCGGCUCCUGCAGCACCGCCUGGGCUCGCUGGGACCCGCGGAGCCGCCGCUUGGCCGUGGCUCUGUGGGCAUUGGCGCUGCUCUUGGCCGCUCCGGCCGCGCUGGUCAGCGGCGUGGCAGCGGGCACCGCGUGUGUCCGGCGCGCCGUGGGCAUCCUGGCACCGCUCUACGUGCUGCACCUGGCGCUGUGCCUGUGCCUGCUGCUGCUGCUGCCCGCGGGGCUGCUGCUGGCCGCGCUGGCCGUGCCGCGCCUCAGGGGCAGCGGAGCCGGGCUCGCCUGGCUCUUCCUGGGGCUCUGGGCGCCCUACGGAGCGGGGCUGGCCGCGGAGUUCCUGCUGGAGGCCGGGCUGCUCCAGCCCACCUGCGGCUCCUUCCAGCACUUCGACACGGCGCUGGGGCUGAGCGAGGCGCUGGGCGUGCUGCACUGCGGCCUCGGGCCGCUGGCGCUGCUGCUCGCCCGCAGCUGCCGCCGCGAUGUGGGGGCUGCCGGGGGCUGCUGA